Messenger RNA from Amoebophrya sp. A25, 2585 nucleotides. The record is from the annotation of a GenBank genome assembly. Lineage: Eukaryota; Dinophyceae; Syndiniales; Amoebophryaceae.
GGUGUAAAUUGUAGUUCUGAACCACAUGAAUUGUUUGUACCCUUACAUAUUCUUAUUCACUGAUUAUUUGAUAUUUUGAUGCGUAAAAAUUGUAAUUGAUUAUUUCAAGCACAUCCCUUCAUUGAUCUAGAAGAGGUCUUUUGCAAGUUAACUUUUGCAGUUGCAGUAACUCCUACUUGUAAAAUCAUGUAGCCUUUCUUUUUCGCUAGAACUACAUCAGCGGCUCACCAGAAUCCGAGGAAUAGUGCGCAAGACUUAGGUUCGUUCACGUUCUUCUUCUUUGCAUUUGCAUAUCUUCUUCUUCUUUUUGCUGCACGACCAAAAUGUCUCGUUUCUCUCAGGAUCAGCAUUGGGCUUUUGCCGCGCCAAAUCAGAAGCGGGAUGCUGAGGAAAUGCUCAGUUUGAGUCCGGUGGAGCAAUCUGAAGUAGAUCUCCAAGGUCUCAUGGACCACGGUCCACGCUUCGCGGCCGAGGGUCAACGGCGUAGACGAGCUCGUCGCGAUCAAUUAAUACAUGUGGGGACGACAGAUACAGGUGGAAGAAGAGAUCGAGACGCCGCUCGCACAGGAGGUUUCGAGGGAGACGCGAGGGGAUGGAUAUUAGAAGAGGAAGAGGAUAGAAUAGAGGACAAAUUUCACGCACAGCAACGGAUGCGAACGAGUUGCGGGAAGCUAUACGCGACGCCUGUGCAUGGGACGACAGCCACAGCGCAAAAUGAUGUGGCAGCAGAGGUUGAUGUGCUGCGUCCCGAUCCAGUAGCAGCGUAUUCCCGGCGUCAUGGGCCUCCGCGUGGCAAACCAUCGCGUUCGCAGCGGCGCGCAGGCACCAGAAUAGCUGGAGGGGAUGCGGGGUAUGUCGAAAAUCUCUUCACUGCAGAGGCACUGCGGAAUCAUUCAAUGAAGGGAACCUCGCGAGCUCCUGGAGAUGGUUUUUUCCUUUCCACGACCUCUCAAAAUCAAAAAGCGGAGUCGUCCCAAGUUUCCACGCGCAGCAUAGUAGGUAGGAGUCUAAAUUUCUUCAGCACUGGAGGAGAUGACGGUUUCGCACGCGCCUUUGGACUAAAGCAACGUCAACCAGAGGACCUGUACGGGCAUUAUCUUGCCGCCUACCAAUUUAACAAGGAUUUCGAGGAUCACACGCGCUCCGACUAUCUUCGAUUAUCGGCUGCGACGCGGCGUGGCGACUUCCAAGUUCAAGGCAGUGAUCCUCGGCAUCAGCGAUUGACCGAUACACAGCACCAUUGCAGACAAUGGCACCGAGCCUACAAUUGGCGGGCUGAAGAAUUUUUGACAGCUACUUCAUCAGAUGGGGAAGACGAGGGUGAAAGAUCUCAGCAGCGUCUUCCAGUAGCACGUCCAGGUUCAAUGCUCGUAGGAGGCAUAGACAACCCAGAACAGAGGCACUUAGCAGCGGAAAUCCAAAGACGCAAGUUCUUGAAGAUGCGUUACCAACUGCUUCCGAAGGUUUUCGACGCAUGGGCGAGCGACGUCAUAGCCAACCGCGUUCCAGAUUACUACAUACAAGCGAGUUUGGAGCGCUCGCUGCUCGGUCGUUUCUUCCGAAGUUGGAAGGCCUGCGCGGAGGUAGACGAGCACGAGCUUUCUGAAGAGAGCGAUCCGGAGGAAGAGGAAGAAGAAAGCGACGAAUAGGUAGACAAACACGAAGGUGAUGAUCGUGUAGACGAACACGACAAUCGGGUGCGGUCGCUUCCUCUCUCUGUUUCAAUGCCUCACAAGUAGUUCGCGUGCAAUGCUGCAGCGCGACUAGCUGCGGUGGUCAUUUUUUCCGAAUCAUCGAGUCCCUACAUGCAGCAUUUUCAUGAACUUUUUAUUCUCACCGCAGCAGACUCGGUCCGCGCCACCGCAAAUGAUCGAAGGAGUACUCCAUGGAGCGACGUCAUGGUUCGUAUCUUUGCCUUUCAACUGCUUUCUUUUUCGUGCCAGUUGUAGUGAUGUAGUUAGCGCACAGAAAGGUCGAAUUCUUUUCCUCGUAGUUGUAGCACCGCUGACUUUUUGAGGACGUUGAAGAAAGCACGAGACGAAUAAAGACGAUAAUUUGAUUCAACACUACCUCGAACAAGCUAUCUAUGUACUUGAUCUGUAGUCCCCUGAUAGUAGAAAGGGUUUUCGAAGUCGUGCUUCCAGGUUUUUACCAAUAUAGUACCAGCAUCACGAGCACAAUGUUUUGUGAGUUUACAGCCGCGCAGACUAUGUUUACUUAUGCAGAUUAAUGUAUUCUCUUGUUGUUCUUGAAAGACUUGAAUCAAAAUUGACCGAAAAUCUUAUAGUGGAGCUCGGGUCAGUGUUCCAGCCUUUUUGAAUGACGGGAAUUAUAUCCCGUGGUGCUAUGUGUCUACGUCGCUAGUACUAGACGCUAAGUCUUCCAUAGAUCUAACUGGUAGUAGUCAAGAUGUGAACGAGGGUAUGAUGUCAAAGUCAAAGAAGAAAGCUCUGUGUCGGUGUAAGCAAAUACUGUACUCGUCUAAGGAGGCUCAAUAAAAGCUAUUUGCAUGUCGCCUCAUUUUUUACUUCGACGACAAUGUAAAUGUAAAGGCUAAAACGACGACCUAUCAAUACUAGUAAACG